AUGCGUAACGCCGUAUUCGCCCAGUUUCUCCUUCAGCUCUGCUUCGCGCUUUUGGCUGUCGCCGCGCCGGCAUCCGAUCCCGCUGUUGGCACAGCAGCUCACGGCAAUACCUGGCAGUAUGGCACUGGUGGUGGCAUCCUCGGAUUCAUAGUCCUUGUACUGGAUAUUAUCGUGUUCCUUGAGGUUCUCAAGUCUGAUCGACCCGUCAGUCACAAGGUGCUCUGGUGCCUCGUCGUCUUCCUUUUCCCCAUCGUCGGCAUGGUCAUCUACUGGCUGUUCUCGAACCGCGCUGCCCACAACUCUCGCUCUGGAUACGAGGCGGUCGCAUAA
Molecule: messenger RNA, 330 nt
Organism: Colletotrichum abscissum
Lineage: Eukaryota; Fungi; Ascomycota; Sordariomycetes; Glomerellales; Glomerellaceae
Exons: 2
Coding region: 1-330 (109 amino acids)
Source: RefSeq, a predicted model, not a curated record